GACGUAUGGCGGCAGUUUUAUUCCGAGGCGAUCCUGUCCCGGAGGGGACCACUGGCGAAAGUAUGGCUGGCGGCACACAUGGAGCGGAAGCUGUCCAAGACACAAACAUUACAAACAGAUAUAGAGCAGUCAGUUGACGCUAUAGUCGGACAGGAGGUUGAAGUCAUGGCCCUCCGUCUCAGCGGUCAAUUACUCCUUGGUGUCGUUCGAAUCUACAGCCGCAAAGCCAAAUACCUUCUGGAUGACUGUAAUGAAGCACUCCUGAAAAUCAAGAUGGCAUUCCGUCCCGGUGUGGUCGAUAUGACAGAGGAUCAACUGGUCGUGAACCGGAAUGCGAUUACUUUGCAAACAAAUGCCCUGGACUUAGACGCAUUGUUACCUGAUGUUAAUUGGGAUAUUGACUUUCAGCAGCGGCCGAUUCAGCCUGCAGGGCAGCAUAUAGCUCGCUCCGCGGACAUUACCCUUGCCGCCGCAGAUGACUUUCAAUUCAACUUCGAUGGACCCGGCUUCGAUGAUCUGGACCCACAAGCCAUUGGUUCACAAGAUUUUGAAGAGCUGGAGCUAGAUCUCGAUUUCGGUGACGGUGUGAUGGGCGUGCGAGGCCGAUCUGUUGCUCGAGCGUCGUCGGAAGGGGCCGAGAGCAUGGAAAUAGAAUAUGGCCGUGACGCUGCUCCGCCACGACAUCCGCGCGAGUCGCUCGGUUCGCACCUCAUGGGCAGGCACGGUGCUGAGGAAAUGGACGUCGAUGCACCAUCCUAUAGGAGUAGAGAGCUAUCGUUGCAUCCCUUCGAUGACGACGAUCUUGGCCUCCUGGGCGGGGAGGACAUCAAUUUAGAAGACCUUGCAAUUGGCUUUGACGUUCCGCCGCCUGAGCUGGAGCAGGUGCCUGCGCUGUCACCAUCUCGUGCAUGUACGUCUCACUUACCAGCAUCACCGCUCACGGAACCGCCCAAGACACCCCCUGCAGACGUCGAACUCGCACCACAAGUCGAGGCAGAGGCGGCCAAGGUCCAGCGGAAACCGCGCGUCCAGAGACAAAUCUUCGACGAGCGGAUCGAGCUCGAGGGAGGCCCUGGAUCGCAAGCAGCGCGCCGGCGGGGUGCAGAACUCGGUUUUCAACGACCUGACGUGAGCGGCAUCACCACUGAGCACGGCUUUCUGCCGCGCUCGUCGCUCCUCAUGCGCCUCCUCGAGAUCCGCGAUGAUCCCGUAGCGCACUUCCUUCCGAUACGGAACACGCCUGCCGGCACAUUUUUCUGCGCAGCACCGCCGGGCAUGGCGCCCGAACUGCAAGACCUGUUUAUGCGUCCUCUCCAGGCCCUCUCGGGCCCGAAGCGCAGAGGCUCACCCGAGGCACCGCGCGGCGAGAAGCCGCCAAGCAAGCGGCCGCGGCUCGAAGGUGCACCCGCCCCGGGGGACGACGAAGAGCCCGAGCAGGGGCGACGCGACGCGUCCGUCGCGCCCUCUGCCGCCCUCGGCAGCGACAUCCUCGGCGGGCGCGUGCCCAGCGAUCGGGGCGACCUCGACUUCGGCGACCAGUCCGGGCUCGCGGGCGAGGACUUUGAGAUGCAGGUGCCCGAGUUCGUCGCCGCGGCAGACGAGACGCUCGAGCGCGCGCGGAGCGUGCUGAGCGAGCUGAGCCGGCUGUCGUCGCCCGCGCCGACGGACGCGCCGCUGGACGAGGGCGGCGAGGGCGCGCGCGCGUUCGCGGACGCGGCGUGCCCGAUCGCGACGUUCGACGACCGGAGCGCGCAGGGCCAGGAGCAGGCGGACCGCGCCGAGGACGGGCGCGGGUACAGCAAGAACACGAUCAAGGCGCUGCGCCUCGUGCGUCAGGAGCUGCAGCCCGAGCCGCGCGCGCGCGAGGAGAAGGUCGUGAGCUUCAACGCGAUGGCGCAGGGCGCGAGCCGCCGCGCGGCGUCGGCAUUCUUCUUCGAGCUGCUCGUGCUCGGGACGCGGGACUGCGUGAGGCUCGCGCAGGAGGCGUCGUACGCGAACAUCGAGGCACGCGCCGGGGACAAGCUCUGGGAGCGCCAGAGACAUACGUCUGCGGUGCCGUCCGUCUCGUCUGCCCUCCGCCCGGCUGGCUCAUCGCAGCGCGAACCGUCUCUCGCACCGUCCGCCGCUUCCGACCUGUAGAUCAGCCGCUCGCAGGUAUCUUAUAACGAUUUAUGUCCAUUGGUUUGCCCGCUUUCAACCAUCGCGUUUCUCAUCUUUCGUUAUCGUCUUCCCGGAUUGAUUUGUCGCUUGCUAUCGUGUAUUGUUGCCAUCUAGGUAACCGUGUUUCUUGUAUAACUUACAGAACAACUCAAUCUAGAUAUGACUGAACUGCGUACAGGUACAUGAGGUUUUGGGCUACCCAGCUACUGUCAGAAUGAUUCCGAGGUACGACUUGUGAGUAGAUAGAGAGUCCGAGAUAAAAGUGCAGUUAAAGUGGCCGGCUAGAAAGGACAGGGUAGGGUGUAGUACAAGGAAAAGUAGAGACACAGUAUGAGCGCGGGUUGGAUACAAAACCAGAGUCCGUCAAGAUUUAGAUUGCAGAUGCUAGAAAUAUGGGUGGAGAUGGGACAAGGCCAUAUUCAGCUCUUGGGUGUGAAGACGUGCAAGGAGUUGAUCUCCCAAUAGGCGUCUUCGAACGCAUCAGGGCUGUUCCUCACAACUGUACGUGCAACGUUAGCAUCC
This is a messenger RNA of Phanerochaete carnosa HHB-10118-sp, 2682 nucleotides long. RefSeq lists its product as uncharacterized. Lineage: Eukaryota; Fungi; Basidiomycota; Agaricomycetes; Polyporales; Phanerochaetaceae. The record is from RefSeq and is a predicted model, not a curated record. Gene Ontology annotation, cellular component: synaptonemal complex; cohesin complex. The transcript is spliced from 4 exons. Gene Ontology annotation, molecular function: protein binding; chromatin binding. Gene Ontology annotation, biological process: mitotic sister chromatid cohesion; replication-born double-strand break repair via sister chromatid exchange; synaptonemal complex assembly. The coding region runs from base 79 to 2139 and encodes 686 amino acids.